ACUCAGCAACCCAGAAAGGCCAACCUCAGACAGCAGACGUAUCACUCAAUACUGACUCUGAAAGCAAGGAGGACCACGAGAAGCAAGGCACCUGAAUUAGCAGCAAGUGAGAAGCCAGGGAGAUGUGGAGGAAAGCUAAGGUUAUGGACCAGACAGCGGCUGGUCAAGGUACGAUUUCUAAGGUUUUCACAGGAGUUAGCAUCAAAAAGAAAUCCCGGGUUCCUGGGGUGAUGAUCACGCAGUUUGUGGAGGAAAUCCCGGAGGGGAAGAGCACACCAGACUUCACCCGAAAGCCCAUCGCGAUGACGAUACAGGAGGGUAAAUUGGCCUUCUUCAAAGCCGUCAUCACUGGCCACCCCACUCCAGACGUCACGUGGAAGAGAGCCAAAGGGGACUUACUGGACCCCGAAAAAUUCAGGACUAAAUACGACCAGAAAACGGGCGAAUACUCGUUAGAGAUCAUGACAGUACGGGGGGAGGAUGCAGACACAUAUAAAUGCUUUGCUCUUAAUGAGUUUGGGAAAGCUGUUUGCACAGCCACCUUGAACGUCAUUGAAGUUGGUUUCAAGAGGCACAAAGCAAAGGAAGAGACAGAUUCAGCUCUAAACAGCAAUCCUGCUGAAUUCCGGAAAAUGCUUAGAACACGUGCUGGUGUUGAAAAGUGUGAAAAGAAAGAGGAAACCAUAGAUGCGAAGUUCUGGGAGCUGCUCCUGAGUGCCGACAGGAAGGACUACGAGCGUCUCUGUGCGGAAUACGGCGUCACAGACUUCCGGUGGAUGCUGAAGAAGCUGAAUGAGAUGAAGAAGAAGAAGGAGGAGGAUAACCUGAAACACAUUGAAGUUAAAGGGGAUGGUACCGCGUCGUUCGAGCUUGACUUGGUGCUCAAAGACCCCAGCAGUAGGAUUUUCCUCUACAAGGAUGGCGAUAUGAUCCCUUUCAGUGAGGACAUGGAGAUGAAGCAUCAACUGAAGCAAGUAGGCAAGAAACUGGUUUUCACCAUCAAGGACCUUUUGCCAGAGGAUGCUGGAGUCUAUCAGGUGGACGUUGAAGACGUCAAUGUCUUCUCCACUGAGUUCAAGAUCCCGACUGUUGACUUCCUCGUCAAAAUUAAGGAGGUGAAGGCCAAGGAGAGGGAGGAUGCGCUCUUCGAGUGUGUUUUAUCCCACCCACUGCCUAUGAUCAUAUGGAUUGGCAAGAAUAGCGUGUUGGAGGCAGGGGAGAAGUACGAGAUCAGCGUGUCUGAGGACAAGCUCGUCCAUCGGCUGCUGGUGAGGGACUGCAUGCAGCUGGACAGGGGAAUCUACACUGCCGUGGCUGGGAUCAGGAGCAGCAGCGCCUGGCUAGUGGUGGACGCUGACACUGAUCCCAGAAUGAAUGGGAAGAAGAAGGUCAGGAAGACGACGCAGGCUGGCGGGUCCGGAGUAGACCUGGAGGCUGUGGCCCAGGAGCAGCUGGCCAAGCUGCUGAAAGAGAAGGAAGAAACAAAGUGGCUGAAGGAAAAAGAGGAGGCGAAGCUGCUGAAGGAGAAGACGGAGGCCAAGUGGUUGAAUGGGAUGGAGGAGGCCAAGUGGUUGAAUGGGAAGGAGGAGGCCAAGUGGUUGAAUGGGAAGGAGGAGGCCAAGUGGUUGAAUGGGAUGGAGGAGGCCAAGUGGCUUAAUAGGAAUGAGGAGGCCAAGUGGCUGAAUGGGAAGGAGGAGGCCAAGUGGUUGAAUGGGAUGGAGGAGGCCAAGUGGUUGAAUGGGAAGGAGGAGGCCAAGUGGCUGAAUGGGAAGGAGGAGGCCAAGUGGUUGAAUGGGAUGGAGGAGGCCAAGUGGCUUAAUAGGAAUGAGGAGGCCAAGUGGUUGAAGAAAAUGGGGGAGGCCAGGCUCCUGAAGGAGAAAGAGGAAGCCAAGCUGCUGAAGGAGAACAAGGAGGCCAAACAGCUGAAGGGGAAGGAAGAGGCCAAGCUGCUGAAAGAAAAGGUGGAGGCCAAGUGGCUGAGGGAGAAGGAGGAGGCCAUACUGCUGAAGGAAAAGGAGGGAGCCAGGCUAAUUAAAGAGAAGGAGGAGGCUAAUUGGCUGAAGGGGAAGGAGGAAGCCAAGCUGAUGAAGGAGAAGGAGGAGGCCAAGCUGCUGAAGGGAAUGGAGGAGACCACAUGGCUAAAGGGACUGGAGGAGACCACACUGCUUAAGGAAAAGGAGGAGGCCAAGCUGAUGAAGGAGGAGGUCAAACUGCUGAAGGGAAUGGAGGAACCCAAAUUGCUGAAGGACAAGGCAGAGGAAAAGCUGCUGGAGAAGAAGGAGACGACCAGACCCAACCCUCCAAGGUUUAACCCUGAUGACCUGGAGAAGUUCUCAGGGCCGGUCAUUGUGAAAGCAGGGCAAAAUGCGACAUUCAAGAUACCCUUCCUGGGGCAGGACCCAGCAAGGGUCCAGUGGUACAGAGAAGGUGUAGAGCUGCUGGAAAAUCCGAACAUCAAGCUGGAGAAGAUGGCCAAUCAGAGCCGCCUGCUCCUCCGAAAGUGUCAGCGCAAGGACACAGGCGAGAUCAAGGUCAAAAUCAAAAAUGAAUUUGGUACCGCCGAAGCCAUCUCCAGGCUGAUUGUCCUGGACAAGCCCAGCCCACCACAAGGCCCCGUGGAGGUCCUCGAAAGCUCUGCCACGUGCAUCGAGAUCAAGUGGAGGCCACCUAAGGACAAUGGGGGCUCAUCGGUGAUGAGCUACACACUGGAACGGCAGCAGAUCGGAAGGAACACAUGGAAGAAGCUGGGAGACGUAGAGCCGGUGCCCAGAUACAAGGACACAGAUGUGGACCAUGGUAGAAAGUACUGCUAUCACAUUUGGGCAGUAAACAGAGAGGGUGUGAGUGACAUGAUGGAGACUGAAGACGUCAUGGCAGGAACCAAGGCAUUCCCUGGCCUACCAGCUGCACCCAAAAUAGUCAGUGCUUUCAAGGACUGCAUCAAUCUUUCAUGGACCCCCCCAACCAAAACCGGUGGGUCGCGCAUCGUGGGAUACAACCUGGAGAAACGCAAAAAAGGCAGCAACCUAUGGACCCCAGUCAACCCUGCAAAGGAGCCUAUUCAAGAGAAGACAUAUGCGGUGGGAGACGUUGUGGCCGGAAUGGAGUAUGAGUUCCGCGUGGCAGCCAUAAACCUGUCCGGUGUCGGCGAGCCAAGCCUCCCAUCUGAGUCUGUGUUUGCAAGAGACCCCAAGAAGUGUCCUGGCAAAGUCAGCGACCUGAAGGUGACAGACUCCACCUUCGCCAUCCUGUCCCUCUCUUGGAGUAAGCCUGCUGUGGAGGAGGGGGUCCAGGAUGAGGCCAAGGGCUACUUUGUGGAGAUUCGGCCGGGAGACAGCCUGGCCUGGGAACGGUGUAAUGCCAACCCAGCCUCUCUGACCUUCUUCACGGUGAAGGGGUUACGGUCCAUGGCCAUGUACUGGGUGAGGGUCAUAGCCACCAAUGAGGGGGGGGAGGGGCAGCCCCAGGAUCUGGACAACUACAUCCUAGCCAUGCCUCCUACAGUCAGACCCAAAAUCACCCGCAACCUGAAGACCUUCAUGGCGGUGAAAGCUGGGAAUUCAGUGCGAGUCAACAUAAACUUUGUGGCUUCCCCAAUGCCUGAUGUCAUCUGGUUGAAGGACAACGUCCCUGUGACAAAAAGAGUGACUAUAAGCAAUUCUGAAGGAACAUCACAGCUCUUCAUCCCAACAUCCGAGCGCUCAGAUUCAGGGCUGUACACCAUCAUCAUCAGGAACUUAGUGGGACAGGAAACAUUCAGCGUCGAGAUCCGAGUUACAGAUGACCCCAAGCCACCUGGCGUGGUGGAGCUGGAGGAGAAGGUGCCAGGCACAGUGACUGUGAGCUGGGAACCGUCACCAGACGAGAAGCGUGACGACCGUCUGCACUACAUGGUCUCCAGACGGGACUCCAGCAAGAAAACAUGGAGCACGAUAGCCGAUCGCCUCUUCAACAACAAGUUCACGGCCUGCAACAUCAUGCCAGGCUGCGAGUACCACUUCCGAGUCUACGCCAAGAACGACAUGGGCGUCUCGGAACCCUCAGACUCACCUACGUGGGGGACAGCCAGGAAGAGAGAAAAAUUUGUGGUCAGCAUGCCAGUGUACAAGGCCCACGACCUGCGGAGGGCGCCCUCAUUUCUUGUGCCGCUGAAGACUCACACUGCCCCCCCCGGCUAUGAGUGCUACAUGAGCUGCGCAGUGGGUGGCAACCCAGCCCCCCGCAUCACUUGGCUGCGCAACAACGUCAGCCUCAAUGCCGACGCCAACUACUACAUCAGCAACACCUGCGGCGUCUGCUCCCUGCUGAUCCUGCGCGUGGGCCCCCACGACACGGGCGAGUACACGGUGAUGGCAGAAAACCGCCUAGGGAGGGCGCACUGCUCCACCUGGCUCACCAUCACAGAUUAAAGAAGAUCGCUGUUUAAUAACCAGAUCACAUUUGGUGUGCAGUGUUUGCACACUGGCUACCCACUGAUCUCACUCACCUGAGCAUGUGAUUAGUGAACGUGCUAAUCGUGUUUAUAAAUAUAGUAUUUAAUGACAUUCAGUUGCAUCUCCAAGUAUGACUGUAUCUAAAUCAUUACAUAGGCCUCUAUCAUUCUGCAGUUUUUAAAAUAAAAUCUAUAUUUGUCUACAAAAAUGAAUGCAAGCAUGCAAUUGUUAUCAUUAAAUUGUUAAUUCUGCAACAUGUUCAUUCUGAAAAACAUAUAACUAAAAAGUUAUAUGAACUAAUAUCAAUAUAUAUAUGUGUGUGUAUUUGAAGUAUGACAGUCAAGUUAAAAUUUGACAAUACUCGUUUAUAAACUGAUUGAAAAUCGAGUGUAUCCUUAAUGUGUGAUAUAUGCAGUGCUUAAUAAUGGUGUUCUGUUACGAGUUAAAUUAUUUGUUGUUAGCAUUGUGUGACAUGCCAAUAAUCCACUUGAUAUGCAGUACAAAUUUUGUAUUGUUUUACAGCAAUUACAGCACAACAUAGGCAUUUAAAUAAACCAUACUAAGUUGGCCUACUCCGUGACUCUCUAUUCCUGUUACUUUGAUGCUCUUUU
Paramormyrops kingsleyae is the source of this 5044-nucleotide messenger RNA. NCBI's taxonomy places the organism in Eukaryota, Metazoa, Chordata, Actinopteri, Osteoglossiformes, Mormyridae. The record is from RefSeq and is a predicted model, not a curated record.